UAGCGUGCCUGAAUUAAUCGUUUCUUCACUCGAAGUGAUUAGGGCGCAAAAUCCACAGAGUGGAGUACGUCGUAUAAUUCUACGCUCGUAUACCAGUCAGGUACACAAGGCUACGUACGUCGGUACGUGUAUAGCGGCGUACGAGUACAAUUUAGUAGCUCACAGCAACGCGUACGCCACGAUAGGUAUGUGCUGCCUUCCCCGCUACGCCAACCCUAGACGUACCCCGACCGAUGGCACAAAUCGUAAAUACACCCAACCUCCAGCCCCACUUAGCCAACCUCAUCCCUGACUUUUAUCCGCACCGCCAACCUCCGACUCGCGCAAGGCGCAACCCCACCCUGUCUCCCCGUUCUGCCCCGCUCCUCUCCCAUGGCGACGCCCGCCACCGAGCCGGCCCCACCGAACCCUAACCCCGUGUCCGACGACCCGCCGCCGCCGCAGACGGAGGAGGAGGCGCCGGAGUCGCCGCCGCCUGCUUCGACCACCUCGAUCGAGUCCACCCCCUCCGGCGACAAGGAGAGCGAUAAUGAUUCUCAGUCCGUCUCGUCGGCCUCGUCCACCCCCGCGGCCGUCGCGGCCGCCGGGGGCGGGGCCGAGAGGCACUUCCCCGCGGCGAAGGACCUCCUCCACAUCUCCUUCAACCAGGACUACGGCUGCUUCGCGGCGGGCACCAAGUCCGGCUUCCGCAUCUACAACUGCGACCCCUUCCGCGAGAUCUUCCGCCGCGACCUCGCCGCGGAGGGGGACAGCGGCGGGGGAGGCGGUAUCGGCGUCGUCGAAAUGCUGUUCCGCUGCAACAUACUCGCGCUCGUCGGCGGCGGCGAUAACCCCCACUACCCGCCGAACAAGGUGAUGAUUUGGGACGACCACCAGAGCCGCUGCAUCGGGGAGCUCUCCUUCCGGUCCCCCGUACGCGGCGUCUGCCUCCGCCGCGACCGCAUCAUCGUGGUCCUCGAGAACAAAAUUUUCGUCUACAACUUCUCAGACCUUAAGCUCGUGCACCAGAUUGAGACCGCGCCCAAUCCGAAGGGCCUCUGCGCGGUGUCGCAGCAGCCUGGGUCGAUUGUGCUGGUUUGCCCUGGUGCGCAGAAGGGGCAGGUCAGGGUGGAACACUACGGGGCAAGGAAGACCAAGUUUAUCAAUGCACACGCUUCCCGUGUUGCGUGCUUUGCAUUGUCAAUGGAUGGGAGGCUGAUUGCCACUGCUAGCACCAAAGGAACGCUAGUCAGAAUCUUCAAUGCUGCUGAGGGCAAUCUUCUGCAGGAAGUAAGGAGAGGUGCUGAUAGAGCCGAAAUAUAUAGCUUGGCUUUCUCAAAUAAUUUGCAGUAUUUGGCUGUAUCCAGUGAUAAAGGAACAAUACAUGUGUUCAAUCUAAAGAUAAAUGUGGGAUCAACUGCAAAUGAUAAGCCUCUGCCGGCUCCAGAUCCUGAAGUUCCCCAUAUGAGUCCUCCUCUUUCUUUCAUUAAGGGUGUGUUGCCGAAAUAUUUCCACUCCGAGUGGUCGGUUGCUCAAUUCAGGCUGCAUGAGGGUGAGCAUUAUAUUGUUGCAUUUGGACAUGAGAAGAAUACCGUGGCAGUUGUUGGUAUGGAUGGAAGCUUCUACAGAUGCCAGUUCGACCCAGUUAAUGGAGGAGAAAUGCUGCAGCUGGAGUGCUACAGUUUCCUGAAACCAUCGGAUCAACCGUAGCAACAUAAUCGUGUACCUGGGUUGUACAGUAUCUUUGCGCGCACUCAUUCUUCUGGGGGCUAAGCAAAGCUAAUAUUAUUUGUAAAUAUAUCUUGGUGUUGGUUCCCAAGUAUGUUCUGUGGAGGGUUGAAAGAACCUUGUGCAGAUGAACAUGAUAGAAUGCAUCGUUGUUUAUGAAUAAUAGCCUUACAAUGUUUCUACAAUUCUUUUUUAUCAACUAACUGAUAGGCUCGUUCCGCUAAUGGUCUGUUGUUCCUUCGUGAAUAAAUCAGCAAGUGUUAGACGUUUU
This is a messenger RNA of Phragmites australis (common reed), 1978 nucleotides long. Its product is annotated as autophagy-related protein 18a-like. Gene Ontology annotation, biological process: nucleophagy; protein localization to phagophore assembly site; protein lipidation. Gene Ontology annotation, molecular function: phosphatidylinositol-3-phosphate binding; phosphatidylinositol-3,5-bisphosphate binding; protein binding. Gene Ontology annotation, cellular component: phagophore assembly site membrane; extrinsic component of membrane; cytosol. Bases 373 to 1689 code for a protein of 438 amino acids. The transcript has 4 exons. The record is from RefSeq and is a predicted model, not a curated record. NCBI's taxonomy places the organism in Eukaryota, Viridiplantae, Streptophyta, Magnoliopsida, Poales, Poaceae.